CCGGUGAGCUUCACACUUCGGGUGUACGUACACUUGCCUCUCUCCCAUGCACACCCUUUCGUCGGGCGAGAAACGAGCGCGGAUUUGGGAGAAACGCGUCGCAGGUUCUUCCGUCUCUUCCAGCCUCUCUCAUCAUCGUCUGUUUUGUGUCUCGGCUGGCUUACGCUUCGUCGAGUGGAUGCACAGCGUUUUACAACGGCUGCUGUCCGCUUUCGUGAAGUUUUCUCCUCGACACCAGACAGAUCUGCCGGUGCUCGUGACCUCUCUCUGCUGGUAGAUAACUUUUUCUGCGUCCCCUGCCUCCCGUCGAGCUCUCUGCCUGGCGUGGGCUUCCUGAUUUUCCCUCUUUCCGUCGUGUCCGCGGUGUAUGUACACCAUGUACUACACCCCAGGAGCCGGGAUGUGAGCAUCUCGAGAAAGCCCCCGCGUCGGCCGCUUGUUCCGGGAAGGAAGCCCCUUGCGUCUCGUGUGUGCUCGCGUUUUGCGCCGAUUCGAGUGAAGGCGCUUGCCAGAAGCAGACUGCGCUUUGUCAGUGUCUCGUUUCCUCUCUGCGUUCGACUUUUCGCUGUCGUUGCCUCCUCUGGUUUCCAUCCCAACUUAGAGGGUCGAGCGAAUCCGAGAAGGCAUCACUGUUUCUGUCUGCGUGAAAAAGAAUUCGACUCCAACGGUGGCCGUCCAGGCACAUCCCUUCCUCGCGAACAGUAUCGCUUCUUCGUUUCGAUAGUCUCGCAAAUAUAAGCGUCAUCGGACAAGCUCCUUGGAUCCCACGGCGUGUAUUUCUUCGCGAAGCCUUCGGCAUCUUUUCUCCGUUUUUCCGCAUUGUCUCCUUGCUUCGACUCUUCCUCUCUGCGACUCCCCUCCCUCCGCGCCUGUCAAAACCGCCUUCGCGCGUCUCUUUUCUCUCUCUCUUCCGGUUCUGCGCAGUUUCUCUGCCUCAUGCAAGACCAAGAUGUCUCUCUCCCCUCUGUCGAGACUCUUCUCUUUCCAGUAGCUUCCCCCGCGAUCUCUCGUCUUCUCUCCCUCUGAUCGCUCUUCCUCUUCCCCCGGUCUCUCUCGCUUCCUCUCCGCCUGCGUGUCUCCUCUCUGACUCUCCUGCGUUUGCGCCUGCCCUCAGAUCGCUCGCUGCACCAUGCUGAGCUCCGGAGCACGACCGGGAUUCUUCAUGCCUUCCGGAUCGAGUGUGUCUGCUCAAGCGUCUCCCGCAGUUCUCUCGCCUCCGGUCGUGGAAGUCGCCGCCAGUGGACUGCAGCUGCUCCAGCAGGAGGUGGUGAGCUACGCAGCGCGCCGCAGCCGAGGCGACCGCGCGGAGACCGUCGCGGUCCUCGAGGCAGCGGGCUUCCAGAUCGGCGUUCGACUCCUCGAGCGGCUUUCGCUGCGGCUCUCCACGCGCAUGUGGGAACAGCGGGAGUGUCUCAAAUUCGUCUGCAAAGAUCUGUGGCAAGUUCUCUUCCAGAAACAGGCAGACCGCCUGCAGACCAAUCGCCGCGGCGGAUACGUCAUCCAGGACCACGACCUCCCCUGGCUCCGACGUCUGCGCCCCGCGGACGCGAAAGAUCUGCUCGCCGGGUGUACGUACACCGGAGUCCCCGCAACACGCGCCGACGGACGCGAGCGAGUCGAGGGAGUGGACGCGGCCGGCGCCGUCGCGGCACUCUGUCAAGAGCCUCUCGUCCACGUUUCUCUGCUCUCUGGAAUCAUUCGCGGCGCGCUCGCGAAUAUGGGUCUCAGCUGCACCGUCACUGCAGACGCGGCUGCCAGUCCCUGCUGCUCCUUCCAGAUUCGCAUUCCCUCCUGAAAGAGAGAGGCCGCGAGAGAGAGAAAGAGGUCAAGAACGAGAGAGAGAUUGAGAACGAAAGAGAGCUCUAGGCAGAAAGAAAGAAGACUGGCAGACAGUGGGCGAGCUCAAGGGAGAGAGAUUGGUGGAGAUUAAGAGAGGACAUGAAGCAGAGGGACGAAGGAUAACGUGGAAGAGAAGAGAAGCGAAGAAGACAAGGGAGGUCCGCCGACUUAUGUCUCGACAGGUUGAGUCCGAGAGGCUCAAGAACAGCGGGAGGACGCGUGGAAGAGGACGCAGAAAGUGCAGUUUUGAGAGGACCGUCUUCGGACUGCGCGGGAAGCCCCGGCACCUGAGAGAGGCCGAGUGUGGAAAUACACCGGAGAAGGUUGCGAAGACUUCUUCCUCAAACGGCAGCGAUCCGAAAUUCCUUUUCAUACUCAGGUCUCGCGAGAGCGUGGGGUGUUUUUUGUGCUCAAGAGAAGGCAUUCUGGGGCUUUCUCCGUCCAUUUCGCG
This is a messenger RNA of Toxoplasma gondii ME49, 2290 nucleotides long. RefSeq names its product transport protein particle (trapp) component, bet3 protein. Lineage: Eukaryota; Apicomplexa; Conoidasida; Eucoccidiorida; Sarcocystidae. Bases 1130 to 1795 code for a protein of 221 amino acids. Gene Ontology annotation, cellular component: cis-Golgi network; TRAPP complex; trans-Golgi network. The record is from RefSeq and is a predicted model, not a curated record. The transcript has a single exon. Gene Ontology annotation, biological process: regulation of GTPase activity; endoplasmic reticulum to Golgi vesicle-mediated transport.